This is a messenger RNA of Paramecium sonneborni, 164 nucleotides long. Lineage: Eukaryota; Ciliophora; Oligohymenophorea; Peniculida; Parameciidae. The record is from the annotation of a GenBank genome assembly.
AUGAAUUAAUAAUUCUAAAUUCAUGAUAUUGUUCUUGCUCCAGGCUUAUCAAUUAAAAUAAGGAACACCAUAUAAUUUAAACAUGGAUAGGAUGGAUUCCAUUUAUGGGAAGUAAAUUGAGAAGUUGUUUUAUUAUUCAAGGCAGGGAUUGUAUUGACAAGAUA